GGCACCAGUUACUUUAGUCCGGCCAGGAGAAGGAGUCUUGAUGUCCGGCUUCAUACAAAUAGGGAACUGAUCCUCUUGAUUUUACAGAGACUCGAAACUGGGUUCAAAAGCAAGUAACCGGCGGUUGAUCGAAUUUAAUUUGCAUGCAAGAGAAAAAGCUGGGGUGACUCUUCCAUCUGCAGACUCGGUUGCUUCGCCACUGCCUCUGUAUUCAAGGGGCAGAUCAAUUUGUUUAGUUGACACGGCUGCAGAGAAGAUCGAAACUAAAGAUUAAGGGUAAAUGGAUGCUCAAGGAUUUCUUUGCUCCGAGAGAGCCCCAAAGAAGCAAGGGAAAGAUCUUGACUACGGUCCUGAAUACCGAAGAUCGUUCCCUUUGAACUCGAUCAGUCUCACGGUGUCCCUUGAGAGUAGGCCUACCUGGGUUACCACUGCCAACUUGAAUUCUGGUCACCUUAGAUUCGAUCCUCAUGCCGAAGACGGUGUCAUAAAGAAUGUUCGCUAUUUCGGUGCUCAAUUUGAUGCUCACACGUUGAUGAAGGCAAACAAUGAAGAGGAUGGUGACAACAAGCUCCCAGUUGGAGAAGAUUUUUACCCAGCCCUUCAUAGAAUGCUGAAGUGUAAGAAAGACUGGGGUGAAGACUUCUGUUUUCGUGGUCGGGCAGUAUUUGAGCAUGGCAUUCUAGAAUGGAUGGAAACCACCCUAACUGAAUUUGAAGAGAUAUUAGACACAGCUGGUAUCUUCUGUGCAGUUGCUGUUUCCCGUUAUCCGUAUGAGUAUUGCAGUAAUGUGUGGAGGGCAUUCGGUGAGCUAUGAGGGCCUUUAACAAACACUUUUCACCAUGCAGAUGGGGAAAUAAGCAUCUCUUUGCAUGAUUUGAAUGUUAUUGGAGGAUUGCCGGUUUCAGGAGAACCAUACGAAGAAUUCAUUCCUCCAAAUAAAGAUCUGGUAAAGGUUGAAUUAUACCAUUCUACGGUUGCAGAGCUCUUGAGGAUUUAUACCUAUCUGUGCGCUGCUUAUAAGAGCAGAUAUGUCUACUGGCCAUGGUGGAUCGAACAUUUUUAUCGUGGGGAGAUAAUUUACGGAGCCUAUGGUGAAUGUAAGAAUUCUGGGGUUCCGAAACUGAGAGAACCAAAGCUUGAGUUGAAGAUUUCAAAGCAAGGAAGACUGGCUGCAUUCCUCGCGUUCUGGCUUAGCAGGUUCGUUCUCCCCUCCAACAGUAAGAAGAUAAGGCCUGAGACUUUCUAUAUGGCCUCUUUGAUGGCACAGGGCAUCAGGGUAUCUCUUGCGCCCACAGUUCUGGGUUAUGUGUACCAUGGUCUUGGUGAGAUGGCUACUCACUCUGCUGGUCCUGGCUCUUCCAACUCUUGUUUGCCUAUCCACUACGUCAUUGGCUGGCUUGGAGAAUAUUUUCCUUAUCUGUACUCAUCACGUUCUGAUAAAGAAUUCCCAGGAGGGUAUCCUCGUUUGGCCAGGUAUGCAGGUGUUCAAGGCAGGAGUUUAAGCAUCACAUAGGCUCGUAUGGUUUUCAGGACCAACAAAUCUGUCGUGCAUCGCCCUAUCUCUGUAGCCUGUGAAAAAGACCGUUUUUUGCUUGAUGACAACAAAUUGCCUGAUGUGUUAUUUGAGGUCCUCAUCUGUAUGCGUUCUGCAGUGCUUCCUGUGCGAGUUGGCGAGAGUCUUUUCCUUGAGCCCUAUUAUCCAAACAGGUUUGCUCGUCGAUUUGGUCUUGAUCAGAGUGUUCCCUCUAGCAAGCUAUCCUUUAAUGUUUCUAAAAGGCAGCAAUGUGGUGUUGAGGAUCUGCUGAAAGCACAGACUAUCAUGUAUAGGAAGAACACUACCUCUCGUUUCUUUAUCCCACGCUCUUCUCGUUCUGGACAGUGUACAUGGUGGUACUGCAGGUGGUGGUCAAGAGCUUGUACUCCUUACUUGGAGCUAUCGGUGUCCAAAACCUUCAUGACUUUGAAUAAGCGCCCUCCCGAAAAGCCACAACGUGUUUUCGUUGUGCAGAACUUGAGAGAAAUUUCUACUGGUUUGAAACAAGAGGUUAAAAUCUCAGAGGUGGAAAAGUCUCUUCGAAAAUCUCGUGAUGGAGCUUCUUGUUCUAAGGCCAGUAGGGCUCGUCCCACAGAUGAACGUGGUGGGCACAAAAGAGUUAGACUUGAAAAGGUAGUUGAAGAGACUGUCGUUAUCCCAGUGAAGUCUUCUUCAAAUGGUGAGCGUGAGUUGGAUGUUCACAGUCCUUUGAGAGCGGAAGCUCUAAAUCAGGUCAUUGAGAAUGAAACGAUUAUGCCAACCAUCUGUUUGAGUGAAGCUUCUUCAAACCAGGCUCUGUCACCAUUGUCAAAUAUGGAGAACUCCAUAUCUAAUUUGCUUGGUUCAGAACUGCCGUCCUUCAAGAAGAAUUACCUCAUUGCUCAGGUUGUAGACAUUUACACUAAAGUUUCUUCAUCUUCGACGCCAAAGGAGCUAUUAGUCCAUGUUUUGGACAUCAGAUCAAGUCUUGACAUGCUUCGCCCUGCAAUUAAGCCUCUAAAAGAUGGAAAGCUGCAACUUGAAGCGUUUGUAACUGCUAUUGAGAAGAUGCUAGAGGUGGCGGACCAGUCGUUAGAUACUACUAAGGUCCUUGAGCAGAAAACUACCAUGGAUGUUGAACUUGAGGAGUGUAAUAAAUCCAAGGGAAGUUUAGAGUCUCAGCUUGUGGGAUCUUCCAAAGAGCUUGAAGCCUUGAAAGCCACGGAAUCUGAUAUCAUAGCAGAUGAGCAGCGUGUUCAGAAGAGGCGAUCAGAAUAUAAUGCUAAGAGACAAUCUCUUGAAGAUACUCUGCAGGAACUGAAGGAUUCCUUGAAAGAGCAUGAUGAAAUAGGCCAAAAGCUUCAAGAAGACAAAGCUGUUUAUAUGGCGGAGAAACUUCCUGAGAUUGAGCAGGCUUCGGCUUCAUAUAAGUUGGAAAUAGAGGCGUAUCAGAACCUGUUCGAUUCUUUGUUCCCAUUAUUCCAUGUGUGCACCACCUCAGUACAGACUUGAGGUAGUUUAGGAUUCGGUUUUGGGAGCCUGUUCCCACCGUUUGCUCUUUGUGUAGGACUUUUGUUUCCAUUUUCCAUAGCUAGUGAUUGACUUCGUCCUUCUCUUGAUUCUGAACUUUGAUAAGAUGUACUUCAGCUUUA
Molecule: messenger RNA, 3165 nt
Organism: Rosa chinensis
Lineage: Eukaryota; Viridiplantae; Streptophyta; Magnoliopsida; Rosales; Rosaceae
Exons: 5
Coding region: 1520-3025 (501 amino acids)
Source: RefSeq, a predicted model, not a curated record